Molecule: messenger RNA, 550 nt
Organism: Macadamia integrifolia
Lineage: Eukaryota; Viridiplantae; Streptophyta; Magnoliopsida; Proteales; Proteaceae
Product: succinate dehydrogenase [ubiquinone] flavoprotein subunit 1, mitochondrial-like
Exons: 4
Coding region: 164-535 (123 amino acids)
Biological process (GO): mitochondrial electron transport, succinate to ubiquinone
Molecular function (GO): flavin adenine dinucleotide binding; electron transfer activity; succinate dehydrogenase (quinone) activity
Source: RefSeq, a predicted model, not a curated record
UUUGAAAGCUGUAAUCCCUAUAAGCGCUCGCCGGUUGCGCUGGGCUUUUGUUCGUUAGGACUUACAAAUUGGAGGCGACAACCCUGACUAUAUCUGUUACUGUCUUCCCCUCUUUCGGGUCGUCUCCCUCUGCGAUCUCCUCUGAAGAACGAAGCAGAUAAAAAUGUGGCGCUGCGUCUCUCGUGGCCUUCGAUUUUCUUCUUCGUCUUCGAAGAAAUCGUUCUCCGGCGAUCCUCUUAGUUCACUCACUUCAAGAUUUCUUUCCACUGGAUCCACUGGGGGAAGAGAUUCUUAUACGAUCGUAGAUCACACAUAUGAUGCUGUUGUUGUGGGAGCUGGUGGAGCAGGGCUGAGAGCGGCCAUUGGGCUCUCCGAGCAUGGGUUCAAUACUGCUUGCAUUACCAAACUUUUCCCUACUAGGUCGCAUACCGUUGCAGCACAGGGUGGUAUAAAUGCUGCACUAGGGAACAUGACUGAAGAUGAUUGGAGGUGGCACAUGUAUGAUACAGUCAAAGGAAGUGAUUGGUUAGGUUGAAGUGGAGUGUUACUG